Conger conger (European conger) is the source of this 1131-nucleotide messenger RNA. It is a transcript of the gene nmbr, whose product is annotated as neuromedin B receptor. The coding region runs from base 1 to 1131 and encodes 376 amino acids. Gene Ontology annotation, molecular function: bombesin receptor activity. The transcript has 3 exons. Gene Ontology annotation, cellular component: membrane. The record is from RefSeq and is a predicted model, not a curated record. NCBI's taxonomy places the organism in Eukaryota, Metazoa, Chordata, Actinopteri, Anguilliformes, Congridae. Gene Ontology annotation, biological process: bombesin receptor signaling pathway.
AUGGAUGAUAUUUUAAAAAACUUAUCGUCGCUGUCUGGAAAUGCAUCUGACAUUUUUAACUUUACCGACGAUGAAAUACAUGACGACAGGGAAACUAUAGAUUUCAUUAUUAGAUGUGUCAUACCCUCCGUAUACAUUCUCAUAAUAACAGUCGGAUUGUUGGGGAAUAUCACCUUGGUGAAAAUAUUCAUCACGAAUAGUGCGAUGAGGAGCGUUCCAAAUAUUUUUAUUUCCAGUUUGGCAGCCGGAGAUCUUUUACUUUUGGUUACUUGUGUUCCAAUAGACGCAUUCAGAUACUUCUUCGAGGAGUGGAUCUUCGGAACCGUGGCGUGCAAACUCAUACCUGUGAUCCAGCUCACUUCUGUCGGAGUAUCAGUGUUCACACUAACCGCGCUAAGCGCUGACAGGUAUAAAGCAAUUGUGAACCCCAUGGACAUCCAGACCUCAAGUGCAGUUUUCUGGACCUGUUUGAAAGCAGUGUCCAUAUGGCUAAUCUCUGUGCUGCUGGCCGUGCCAGAAGCCAUCUUCUCCCAGGUAGUCCACAUCGAGGACAAGAAUGUGACCUUCACUGCCUGCGUGCCCUAUCCGCUCUCCAACGAGAUGCAUCCCAAGAUUCACUCCAUCAUGAUUUUCCUGGUCUACUUCCUCAUUCCCCUGGGCAUCAUAUCCAUCUACUACUUUCACAUCGCCAGGACGCUGAUCAAGAGUGCCCAUGACAUGCCCGGGGAGAUCAGCGAGCACACGAAAAGACAGAUGGAAACGAGGAAACGCCUGGCGAAGAUCGUCCUGGUUUUCGUCGGCCUGUUUGCACUGUGCUGGUUCCCCAACCACGUCCUGUACCUGUACCGUUCCUUCAACUACCGUCACAUCGACUCCUCGCUGUCCCACCUCAUCAUCACCCUGCUGGCCCGCGUCCUCAGCUUCUCCAGCUCCUGCGUCAACCCCUUCGCCCUGUACCUGCUGAGCGAGAGCUUCCGUAGGCACUUCAACAGCCACCUGCACUGCAAGAGGAAGGCUUACCCAGAGCGCACCAUGAGCUACAUGCAGAGCACGUCUGCCGUCCGCAUGACGUCCAUCAAGAAAAACACUCCCCCCGCCGUCAACGGACACAAACAGGAGGUCUCGCUUUAG